AUGACAUGGUUUUUUUAAAGCGUUUGGUGAUAAUGAAGCAAAUAGAUGUAAUAGAAGACAGUUUGCUGUCACAACUUGCCAUGCCAUCUAAGUUUCAGGUAAGAGCAAUGAUGUAUGGUCGUAGAGUUUCAGUCAAUGUCUUUGGAAGUCAAGAGAACUCUCAAGCAUUCUAUAGGAGCAGAGGACCAUCGACUAUUACAAUUCCUUUUAGAAAGUGCAAAGGUUUGGUCCAGGUGUCACCUGCAGCUAACCAGAAGAUGAAUUAUUUAGUUGGGUCCCAAAAUAUUGUAGCACUCUCCAUCAUGGUACUUGAGACUUAA
Messenger RNA from Ilex paraguariensis (yerba mate), 320 nucleotides. The record is from the annotation of a GenBank genome assembly. NCBI's taxonomy places the organism in Eukaryota, Viridiplantae, Streptophyta, Magnoliopsida, Aquifoliales, Aquifoliaceae.